CCAAAAUGCAAACCAUUAAAGCAACCAACAGCGAACGUAUAGCAUUAAAAAGUAUACGGAAUUAGUAAAGACAUUUAAAUCUUCACUUGAUAAAGGAAAACAGCCUAAACAUGAGUCAAAUCUAUGACGAAGAAAUAGCCGGUGUUGUCAUUGACAACGGCUCCGGAAUGUGCAAGGCGGGUUUCGCAGGCGAUGACGCUCCACGCGCGGUGUUUCCGGCGCUCACCGGGCGGCCGCGGUUCGACGUCGUGAUGGCGGGUAUGGGCGCAAAGGACACCUACAUCGGAGACGAGGCGCAGAACAAACGUGGCAUCCUGUCGCUGCGUUACCCGGUGGAGCACGGCAUCGUCACCAACUGGGACGACAUGGAGAAGAUCUGGCACCACACAUUCUACAACGAGCUCCGAGUGGCGCCCGAGGAACAUCCGGUUUUGCUGACAGAGGCGCCACUCAACCCUAAAGCGAAUCGGGAACGUAUGACACAGAUCAUGUUCGAGACAUUUAACACGCCGGCGUUCUAUGUGGGCAUUCAGGCCGUUCUAUCCCUAUACGCCUCAGGGCGGACAACAGGGGUUGUUUUUGACGCGGGGGACGGAGUGUCACAUGUGGUACCGAUAUACGAGGGAUACGCUCUGCCCCAUGCUAUUGAGCGCAUGAAUCUGGCCGGAAGGGACCUCACACACUACCUGAAGAAACUCUUGACUGAGCGGGCAUAUAAUUUCACCACUUCGUCUGAAACGGAAAUAGUAAGGGACAUAAAGGAGAAAAUGUGCUACGCGGCCCUGGACUUUGAAAGUGAGAUGAAUUCGGCAGCGAACUCAUCCGUUGUUAAAAAGAGCUACGAGCUCCCUGAUGGCCAGGUGAUCACCAUUGGUAAUGAACGUUUCCGGUGCGUGGAGGCCAUGUUCCAGCCAUCCUUCCUGGGCAUGGAGAACGCCGGCGUCCAUGAGCUUCUGUACAACUCAGUCCAGAAGAGCGACAUCGACACGGCGUUCUAUGUGGGCAUUCAGGCCGUUCUAUCCCUAUACGCCUCAGGGCGGACAACAGGGGUUGUUUUUGACGCGGGGGACGGAGUGUCACAUGUGGUACCGAUAUACGAGGGAUACGCUCUGCCCCACGCUAUUGAGCGCAUGAAUCUGGCCGGAAGGGACCUCACACACUACCUGAAGAAACUCUUGACUGAGCGGGCAUAUAAUUUCACCACUUCGUCUGAAACGGAAAUAGUAAGGGACAUAAAGGAGAAAAUGUGCUACGCGGCCCUGGACUUUGAAAGUGAGAUGAAUUCGGCAGCGAACUCAUCGGGUGUUGAAAAAAGCUACGAGCUCCCUGAUGGCCAGGUGAUCACCAUUGGUAAUGAACGUUUCCGGUGCGUGGAGGCCAUGUUCCAGCCAUCCUUUCUGGGCAUGGAGAACGCCGGCGUCCAUGAGCUUCUGUACAACUCAGUCCAGAAGAGCGACAUCGACAUCCGGCGGGACCUGUGGAACAACGUCGUCCUCUCUGGCGGCUCCACGAUGUUUCCCGGCAUCGCCGACCGGAUGAAGAAGGAACUGGACGCGCUGGUUCCCUCCAACAUGAAGGUGAAGGUCAUAGCGCCGCCCGAGCGAAAGUACUCUGUGUGGAUCGGCGGCUCCAUCCUGUCCUCCCUAACCUCCUUUAGCCAAAUGUGGAUCUCCAAGCAAGAAUACGACGAGUGUGGACCAGGCAUCGUUCACAGAAAGUGCUUUUAGAGUCAAAUUUUCCAAUAAAAAACUGAAUGAAAUAUGCGUCGUGUAUAUAAAUUAUUAAAAGUAUUGAUGGACUACUUUAUUUUGUACAUAUGGAAUUAUUCUACAAAUAAAAAAUGCUUUAUCUUGAGGUGUGAAAUAUGCGUCUCGUAUAUGCAUGUAUAUUAACGAUUAUGUAUUGACUGCGCUAUUUUGUAUAUAAUGAAUAAUGCUUGUAUGAUUUUGUCAUAAAUAAGCAUACAUUUGUAUAUAUUUAUCACACAUUUAAUAGAUUUAAAAUAAUCAUAUAUUGUCAAUUUGCCUCAGAGUCUUUCAGAAUUUGUUUAUUUUCAUUAAUGCAUAAUA
This is a messenger RNA of Mya arenaria, 2069 nucleotides long. RefSeq names its product actin-like. The record is from RefSeq and is a predicted model, not a curated record. NCBI's taxonomy places the organism in Eukaryota, Metazoa, Mollusca, Bivalvia, Myida, Myidae. Bases 111 to 1727 code for a protein of 538 amino acids. The transcript has 3 exons.